This is a messenger RNA of Rubroshorea leprosula, 1378 nucleotides long. The record is from the annotation of a GenBank genome assembly. Lineage: Eukaryota; Viridiplantae; Streptophyta; Magnoliopsida; Malvales; Dipterocarpaceae.
AGGUUUAGUUUAAAUGAGGAUGAGGAGGAAGAAGUGAGGAAGUUGGUGAGGAAGAGGGGAGAGGAAUUGAAUAUCAUGGACCUCACCAGCGCAGCAUGCAUAGAGGCUGCUGAGCUCUAUGGGCCAAGCGCCCUGAGUGAAGCUGAAAUGGACCAGUUUUUGAACACUGCUGGAGGAGCGCCCAUCCCCAAGAAGCCAAGGAAGAAGUCAAAGACUUCAACCAAGAAAGUGGAUGAGGGGAGGACCGGGAAGGAGGUAGUGCCCGUGGCUUCAGCUGAGACGGAAGAGGAGGUGCCAGCGCUGAAGAGGAAGGGUUGGGAGGAGAGGAGGGCACUGCAAAAGAAGCAGAAAGUGGUGGAGGAGGAAGAGGGGAAUGGGGUUCCUGAGUUCGUACCUCAGCCUCUUCUUGUUGAGUUGGACCUCGAGCUCAGACGGUUGGAGGAGGGGGCUGAGGUAUGGGCUCUUGGGAAGGGGAAGGGCCCUGUUUCCCCUGCGGUGUCUCAGAGCAGCCUGUUCGAGGCGAAGAACAGCGCGAGCUGGGUGAAUGGUCUAGCCCAGGAGUUCAGGGAUAGUGAGAGGUCUUCCCUGAGCACCAAGCUCGGCUUCGAAGAGACCAAACGAAAGAUCUCUGAAAGCGAGCGUGAGGCUCAGGCGCAAGAACUGAAGCUGAUGAAGGAGGCUUUCCUGGAGCUGAAGGGGAACGUGCAGACCUUGGUGCACAAUGGAAUGAAGGAGCACAUCAGCAACUUCAUCAGCUCCAGCUCGUUUGACAACAUCGUCAACCUAUACCGGCUGCCUACUGCCAUCAUCGCGUUCAUGGACUGUAGGAAGAAGGUGAAGGCAGAAUAUCCCGAAGUGGAUAUUACAAAGAUCACCUUCGGAGCGCAAGAAGACGGAGUGGAGGAAGAUGGGGAGAGCAUGUCAGCAGACUUCCAUCCUCAGAUUAAACUGAGGUGGGAGGAUGAUGCACACGGACGUGUUGUUUUCCCUCUCCAGUUCGACUUUGAGUUCGUGGCAGUGGAGGAAGAAGAGGCAGAGGUAGAGGAAGACGAGGUGGAGGCAGGAGUGGAGGGAAUUGAAGUGGGUGAGAGCCAACCAGUUCCAGAAGUGGAGAUUCAUCCAGUUCCCUCUGACGAUGAGCAGCCUCCUCUGCCAGAUGAGCAGCAGCCAAGACAGCCACCUCUUCCAUCUGAACAGGAGCCAAUGGUGCCACCUCCAGCAGAGAACUAAUGUUAUUUUUUAAUUUUUUAUAAAGACAUUUAUAGCUUGUAAUCGUUAUUUUAAUUGAAAUGAAAAUUUAUGUUUGAAAUUAUGCGUUUGUUUAUAUUGGCUUUACAUUUUUGGUAUUAUUUUUUAUUAGUAAAAGAACUAAGAUUGU